UCAGGAAAUUUACAUUCUGCGAUUAUAGCAAAAAAGGAACCGUACAGCCUUUCAGCUAGAGCCAUCUCGCGGUGCGCUAGUGAACAUCCGUGGCAACCAAGAUGGAGGCGCUCGCUGUGGAGGUGCGGAGGGAGGAUGGAGGCUAUUACAAGGCAUCUGUCAUCGAUGCUUGCAGAUCAGACUCGGUUCGUGUCAAGUUUGACGAUGGCCAGCUGGGCGAGGUGGACGCCCCGCUGGCGCAGGUGCGUCUGCCGGCCUGCGAGCAGCAGUGUCCGCCACCAGCCGAGGGCGACCAGGUGGAGGUGUACUCGCGACUCAAGGAGGACCUGCCGCUCGGCUGGCACACCGCCGUCAUCAAGAUCGUGAAGGGCGACCGGUGUGUGGUCGAGUUCACCGGCUGCUCGCCCGAGAGCCGGCGCACGGACAUAAUCGGCCAGGACGAGAUCCGGCCGGCCAGCACGGCGCCGCCCAUCACCGCCAACACAUUCUUUUCCUGCUACAUCCCCGUGCCCGAGGACCUCCAGGAAUAUGCACACCUUCAAAACGCGCAUAAGGAGUUCCAGAAGGCGUGUGGCGCGGCGGUCUGUAAAUAUAUCCCCGACAAAGGCAGUAUUUUCCUUAUGGCGCGAACGGCAGCCGUCAAAACGCGCGCCGACCUCCUGUCGGAGAUGCACUUCCGCGGUCUGAAGCAGAAGGCGCUGCUGCUGUCCCGAACACAGGAGGCGUCCCGGCACCUGGAGACCAGCAAGGCACAGACACGAUCCGGUUACUCGGAGGAGUUCUCAGUUGUGGAGGACCUGAUGGGCCUGGCGAUUGGCGCGCACGGCGCCAACAUUCAGCAGGCGCGACGGAUCGAGGGCAUCACAAACAUUGAGCUCGAGGAGAAAUCGUGCACUUUCAAAAUAGUCGGAGAGUCGGAGAGUGCCGUGAAGAAGGCGCGGAGUCUGCUCGAGUACAGCGAGGUGUCCAUCCAGGUACCGCGGCAGCUGGUUGGGAAGGUGAUCGGCAAAAACGGGCGCAUGAUCCAGGAGAUCGUCGACAAAAGUGGAGUGGUGCGAGUGAAGAUCGAGGGAGAGAAUGAGCCGAACCCGAGCACACCGCGCGAGGAGGGCCAGGUACCGUUCGUAUUUGUCGGCACCAUGGACUCGAUCGACCUGGCUCGGGUGCUGCUCGAGUACCACCUGGCGCACCUGCACGAGGUCGAGCUGCUGCGCCAGGAGAAGCUCGACAUCGAGCAGCAGCUGCGGCUGGUGAGCGGGCCGGCCGGCGGCGCGCCCUACCCGCCGCGCUCGCGCUCCGAGCGCAGCUACAGCGUCGACACGGAGGGCAGCGGCGGCGGCCGGGGCCGCGGUGGCCAGCCCUACCGCGGCGGGCAGCCUUACCGCGGCCGCGGCGGCCGGGGUCGCGGCCACCGCGGCGGCGCCGACCACCGAGAUCGGAACGCAAAGAGCGACAGGUACAACGGUCACUCCAAUGGCGGCAGCGGGGAGCCGGGCGACUGGGACGACUCUCAGCCGGCGUCCGGAGGCGGCGACUGGGAGGAGGCGCCGCGCGGCUCCGGCUGGGACGGCGUCGACGAGGCGGCUGGCAGCGGCGGCGAGCCCGACGAGGGCGCCGGCCGAGGCCGCGGCGGCGGCGGCCGGCCGCAGCGGCGCCGUGGCCGCAAGUAGACGACCAGCGAGAGAAGAGCCCCGCCCGCCGCGCCUCCCGGCCGCGCCUCCGUCCGCCGCGCACUGUGCCGGGCCGACCAGCAGGCCUGUGUGACACCCCCCGGAUCGGACACCGACCGCGACAACAGCCGACCGCCGCCGCCAGGCUGUACCUUCAAUGUUGUGUGAGUGCUAGCCCGGAGACGCUUGCAGAAGUUAUGUUUUCUCACAGAUAAUUCCCUUUCUUGGCCCGAUCGGUUGGGUAGCUACUAACCCGGGGAGCGCUGCGGGCCGGCGCCUCCCGGCCCGGGGGACGCCGGCCCCACCGGCGCACCGCCAGGCGGCUGGCAGUGACGUGCCCAGCUCUGCGAGCAGCCCGCAGCUCGACUGUACAUAAUCCAAAUAUCCAAUGCAUCGCUCCUACUUUCUAUCGUAUCGUCGCCGAAUCGAGGCGUGCCGCCGCGCCGCCGCGGACUGACCUUCCCGGGCGCCGGUCGGCCAUCGUGACCGGCGCCUUGACGCCACCGCCUCCGCCGGCGCCGCCGCAGGAGAGCCGAACCGCGGCCUCCGGGGCGCCGCGGGCAGAGCGAACACCGAGGGAGAGGAGUGAGGAAAGGAGAGAUCACGAGUGCCAGCGACUCAAACGGUCGCCGCCAGCACCCGCCGACACGUCGAGCUUACGCCGGGGAAAACAGCACAGAAAAUGCUCAACUGGGGAACCUCGCCUGCUUUGGAAGUGUUCGUACAUGACAGGGUUUAGUCACGGGGCUUGUUGAUGCCCUUUUGUUAGGUUUGGGGCUGUUUCGGUGUUGUUUUUGCCGAGCGUGAGCUCGUGUGCCGGCGGGUCACGCGGCGAGAGUUGUGAUUCUCUCUAUGUCUGAAAUUACACACAUGCUGACCCGACACGCGUCGAUUAGUUAUCAGUUCGACUUCCGUGUGAUUCGAUUUUCUAAUAAAGAUCGUUGCAAUACA
Messenger RNA from Amphibalanus amphitrite, 2621 nucleotides. Its product is annotated as synaptic functional regulator FMR1-like. Gene Ontology annotation, cellular component: dendritic spine; postsynaptic density; nucleus. The record is from RefSeq and is a predicted model, not a curated record. Gene Ontology annotation, biological process: anterograde axonal transport; regulation of mRNA stability; positive regulation of translation. NCBI's taxonomy places the organism in Eukaryota, Metazoa, Arthropoda, Thecostraca, Balanomorpha, Balanidae. The transcript is spliced from 10 exons. Gene Ontology annotation, molecular function: translation regulator activity; mRNA 3'-UTR binding; protein homodimerization activity. The coding region runs from base 102 to 1670 and encodes 522 amino acids.